AGAUUUUAAAUUUCUUUGAAUCAUCAUUUUAAGUAAAUCAUUUACUUAAAUCAACUGUUGAUUAUUUACGUGAAUCAACUGUGAAAUAUCCAUCCAAUUCAAUGGCAUCAGAAGGUUGAUGUUGGUUGCAUGGCCAGGAUCGUGAUAAAAAACAGCUUGCAGACAAAAAGGCAAGUGCACUGCAAGUUCUCACUUUCAAGACAUGAGCGUGGGACUUCAUGCAGGCUGUAGUCCAAAAGCUACUGGACAAGAGCCCUAUCAGAUAUGAACUGCCGACGGUCCAAGAGAUUCCGAACUAAAGUUCUCAGUUAUUGGGACUUUGAGAGAAUAGUUUCUGUGGAGACUGAUAAUGGAAGUGUGGCUGCUGUCGUAAAGGAUAUCCCUGGUGAACGUACCAUCAUCUUACAAGGCCAAGAAUCGGCUGAUUCAGAUAUUGAGAAGAAUUCUUCUUCCAUAUUCUUUCCUCAGAAAAAGAUCCCAAAAACAAACUUCAUUUCAAAAUCUGAUUCCAGUAACAUAAAAAUCCAAGCCAAUCGCAUAAAAACAAAAAUGCAGCCAAAACCUGUCAAGUCAAGUAGAAAACGAUCUCUCUUUGCUGGGCAGUCUUUAUUGAACAAGACUGCAUCUCAGGAAACCAAUUUUAAAACCUCCAAGAAUUUUUCUGAAUUAAGAACAAGAAGCUUACCACUCCUAUCUGCUAUUAAUAUGUCCAGAAAAUCUAGAAAACCUUCUUUAGAAAGUAAUUUUCAAUCGAGUCAUCAGAAAACUUAUUCAAUGGAGCAUUCCAAAAUUUCUGAAGAAAUUCCUCACCAUAUGAGGGUCAGGACUAAAAAAACUUCAGUUGACAAAAAAUUGUCUGAUGUGUCCAAAGUUAAAGGCAGAUCUGAGUCACAAACAGAAAUACCAGACAGAAGCUCAAUACAUCCAUCUAUGACUAAAUCCAGUCAAUCAGGGGAGUUAAGCAAAACUACACUGGUAUCUGAUUUUGCUGACUGUUCAAAUGAAAACAUAAAUAAGACAGGUGCAGAUGCAAAAGAAUCUGUACAUGGCCACCAUUCUACUGAUAUUGAAAGCUCAGGCUUACCUCACUCCCCAAUUCUUUACAAUACCAGGUCUUCAGCUCGUGAAGCACCACUACAGACUGAAGUUGCUGCUUCAACAGAGAAUGUGUUGUCUGAAACUGUUGCUGCUGCUGUUACUUCACCACAGAAUGAGUUGUCUAAAACUGCUGCUGACAAAGUCGAUCAGCUUAUGAACUUCCUAGUUGCUGGGCCAAGCAAAAAUAUUGAACAAAACCCAAGUUCAAGUGAUUCAAGAACAGAUUCUGAAAGUGAAGGGAUAAAGCACUUGAGAAAUCUGUUAAAUGAUGGCAAGAACCUCAAAUUUUACCCACUGGGGCGCGAUGUCAUGCAGCCUGCCACGUCUCGUGAUUUUUAUAUUGCAAAAGGCGCCGCCAGUGGAAACAUAGAGACCUUCUUCCUUUGUCUCAAGAAAGGCUACGUUGCAUUCACUACUCCUGCAGACACGACACUGUUGACUCUGAAGGGGUCAGGACAGAGCUCGAUUGUCAUCGACGGAGCUUGCAUGUUUGCUUCUACUCUUGUCGCUGGCAUUCAGAACGAAGCUAAAAAAGGUGUUACCAUUGCCCUGAACGUGGAUGAAGAUUGCUCCGAGCUCCUCAUCUGCAUCAUGCUGUUUGGCUCGCAAAAUUAGCCAAAUCUCUAAUGUAUUACGUUGAACUUAUUGCCUUCAUUUUUACGAGCUUAUUUGUCCAAAUUUAUUUUUCGUCAAGUGUGCAAAUUUAUAUAGUCAUAGUAAGAUAUUUUUAAAUGAAUAGAUGAGUUCAAAGCUAUGGGAUUUUAUGAUGCCUCAGGCCGACUUUUUUAGCCACCAAACAAGAAUUCCUAAUUAACUACUGAUUUAUCCACUUAGUCUUCCGAUUAACCUGCCUUAAAAUCAUUUAGACAUUGAAACUGUCCUCUAUCUACCUACAUAUCUGAAAUUCUGACAGCUCUUUUUCUUGCUUACAUCAGAGCGUUCCACAUGUUAGAACUUCUUCGACUUGUCAGUGAUGCAUCAUAUUUUAUCUCAAUUGCUUUAAGACUCGGCAGUGCGACCAGUGAAAGACUUAUCCAGUUCGAGUUUGUGUGUUACAUAAAGCAAAUGCUUGCGAUUGUAUCUAAACUUUCCACUUCUCAGAAUAAUCCAUAUGAAAUUUUAUUUGCAAAGAUAUAGAUCUCUUAUUUCUUUUUCUCGAGUAAAAUAAAUGGAGACCAUGGAUAUGUCUAAGAUUACUCUGUGAAAUAAGUUAGGUUUUCUAAACCCAAUCGACAUUUCCAUUUUUAGAGUGGCAUCGUUAGAAAUCACUAUGAGUACAUAUCUGAUAUUGUAUUAUAAUUUGCUACCAAGGACUAACAACAUUUGUGCGCGAACGGGAUUGACUACUUUCAAGAUAGGCGGUCGUCACUUCUGAAAGAUAUACUUGACAUUGCAACUGAUGUUUUUCAUCGUGAGAUAUGGCACCUUGGAUGAACAGUUGUAUUUUUUUUCAUUUUUGCACUGCAUUGUUGAGCCUCUCACACAUCUUGAACCAGCAAUGAAAAUUGGUUAAAUCGUGAAAAUUACUUUCGUUUUCUCUCUUAUUUCUUUAUUGCGAUUUUCGUCUAAGAAAUUUGACGUUAUCACUAGCUUGGCAUUAGCGCUGACGGAAAAGAAUAAAAUGAUUUUAAUAAUAUAAUAGAUUGUAAUUUUUAAUUAAAUUAUGAGACUACUCAAUGCUAAUGUACUUUGUAUUCUUAUUGAGUUAUGUUGUAUUUUGGUAAUAUUUUGUUUGCUAAAAGUAUUAUGGUUUCGUAAAAAAUAAUCGAGGUAAUUAUAUUCGAGCACAUGCUGUUGAAAUAAUCAUUUAUGCUCUUAGUAAAACUAAACCUUUGAACCACUAAUGUUCAACAGUGAGGUUACCGUGGAAACUAGUGGAAACUAUAUCAAUUUCUGGAAAGAUGUGGAACUUGUAUAGUUUUGAAUCAAGCUAAAUAUGAGCUAAUCGCUCCUUAUUGAACGACGUCAUUUCACAGAAAGUUGGAGCUUUAUUGAGAUCCUUACCAAUUUUCAAGUGGUAAAGACAUUUCCUAGCAAGGAAAACGCCACGGCCAAGAUGUUAUACUUAUUGAAAAGGAGUGUCGGUGUGGAGAAAGAUACCCAUAACCUGUUAGGUGGAAAAAAUAAAAUCUAUAACCAGCGCAUUUGGUUCAUAUCUGUAGAAUUUAUAAUUCAGUGUUCCUGAUAACAGGGUUGAUUUACCUCUCAUCAAUAUAUUUUGUUUCAGUCAUUGAUGCUCCAUUGCCCAUAUUAAGUACUUAGAGUCAGACGCUCAAGUUACAAGGAUGCCCGUAUUGCUGUUCUCGGCAUAAUGGACGAUAUUUUCGAUUAAUCUAUAUCAAUCAGUUCCGUUUAUUUCUAGCGUGCGCCAGUUUAUUUAGUAUAUUGAGUUUGUAUUUGCUGCAAAAUAUUUUUUGUUCGUG
Molecule: messenger RNA, 3521 nt
Organism: Hyalella azteca
Lineage: Eukaryota; Metazoa; Arthropoda; Malacostraca; Amphipoda; Hyalellidae
Exons: 6
Coding region: 265-1713 (482 amino acids)
Source: RefSeq, a predicted model, not a curated record